AUGCUUCGGCACGCAGCCACUCUCUUCGCCCUGUUGCGGCUUGGCUCGGGCCACGCUAUCGGCGCAUCCCAUCCUCAUCCGCGGGCCGUGGAAGGCAUCCAGGGUGUAGCCAUCCCCAACGGCUUCUCGCACUGCUUCUUCUAUGACGACUUCUCGCAGCCGGCCGGCUCGCAGCCGUCGCCGUCGCGCUGGGCAUUCGACCUCGGCCACGGGUACCCCGGCGGCCCGGAGAACUGGGGCACAGGCGAGGUGCAGUCCUACACGUCGGACCCGCGCAACGUGGCCGUGACGGACCGCGGCACGCUCAAGAUCACGCCCCUGCGCGGCGCCGACGGCACCUGGACCUCGUCGCGCAUCGAGACGACGGAGCGGUGGGACAUUGGGUGCCGGAAGGGCGACCGCAUGCGUAUCGAGGCGCGCAUCCGGCUCGGCGACGACCCCGCGACGAAGCAACUGGGCAUGUGGCCGGCGUUCUGGGCGCUGGGCUCCGAGUUCCGCGGCGAUUACUCCAACUGGCCGGGCGUCGGGGAGAUUGACAUCCUCGAGAGCAUCAACGGAGAGAACAAGCUGUGGAACGUGGUUCACUGCGGCUUCGCGCCGGGGGGGCCGUGCAACGAGCCCUCUGGCCUCAGCCACAUCGAUCAAGAUUUCCGCAGGGGCGUCUGGCACACCAUCGCGUGGGAGGUGGACCGCCGGCAUUGGCCCCUUGCCGAGGACGAGAAGCAGGAGGAGUCCAUGAGCUGGUUCGUGGACGGCAAGAAGCAGUGGACGCUGAAGCAGUCCGCCGUCAAGAACGACACGGCGUGGGAGGCGCUCGCGGGCGGCAAGAAGAUGCUGCUGCUCAACGUCGCCGUCGGAGGCGGCUUCCCCGACGCCGUGGCCGGGAUCAAGACGCCUACCAACGAGACGGUGGGAGGCCAAGGGGCGAGCAUGGAGGUCGACUACGUCGCCGCGUACAUCAAGCUGCUUUGA
Molecule: messenger RNA, 972 nt
Organism: Purpureocillium takamizusanense
Lineage: Eukaryota; Fungi; Ascomycota; Sordariomycetes; Hypocreales; Ophiocordycipitaceae
Exons: 1
Coding region: 1-972 (323 amino acids)
Biological process (GO): carbohydrate metabolic process
Molecular function (GO): hydrolase activity, hydrolyzing O-glycosyl compounds
Source: RefSeq, a predicted model, not a curated record